AUGGAACCUGAUUGUCAAUUGUUUGCCAUUAACCAUCCUGUUGGCAGUGCAGGGAUCAUAUCGAAGAAAGGAAAAAUGAAAAUUCGCAUGGAUGAUUAUGUGGAUCGCAUGCUGAGUGAGUUUCCAGUCAAGUUUAAGGACAAUGAGAUCCAGGAGACACCAGCUGGAAAUAAUCUACUGGAGAAAGGAUGGCAUCUGACAUUGAGCGCUGAUGAUUUGCGCGUGAUUAAAUGGUAUGUCGAUGCAUCAUUUGCUGUUCAUCCAAACUUCAAGAGUCAUACUGGAGCUGUGAUGACAAUGGGCACUGGAGCAGUGCAAGCAAUUACACAAAAACAGAAAUUGAAUUGUGACAGCAGUACACAUGCUGAACUAAUUGGAGUCCAUGAUGCGAUGUCCAAUAUUUUGUGGACACGCUUAUUUAUGGAAGAACAAGGUUACCCAAUCGAGAAGAAUAUACUAUAUCAAGAUAACAAGAGUUCGAUCCUACCUGAAACAAAUGGGAGAUCAAGCGCAGGCAAAAGGAGCCGUGCGCUAAAUACUCGAUACUUCUUUGUAACAGAUCAAGUCAAGUUGGGCAACAUUACUAUUGAACACAUGCCGACUGAUGAAAUGUGGGCAGAUUAUAUGACAAAGCCGUUACAGGGCGAAAAGUUUUGCAAAUUCCGGGCUGUAAUUCAAGGUGACCAGGAUUAG
This is a messenger RNA of Cylindrotheca closterium, 693 nucleotides long. Lineage: Eukaryota; Bacillariophyta; Bacillariophyceae; Bacillariales; Bacillariaceae. The record is from the annotation of a GenBank genome assembly.